AUGGUUUUGUCUACUAUUCUCUACACUGUAUCAAAGCACAAAGCAGUACAGGUUGAUAAAUUAGUGGAAGAAAAGGUUCUGAGUUCUAAGGAGGAAAGGUUAGAUCAAAGGGAAAACAUUGCACCAACCCCACUGCACAAGCUUGAAACAGUAACAGAAGAAAAGGAAGCCCAAGAAGAAGUUAAUAUCAAUGGUACUGUUGCUAAUUACUCAACCACAUCAAGGGAUUUGCUAUCAGAGAGUGAAUGCCAAGACCAGUUGUCUACUUCUGAGGACUCUGAAGCUGAUUGGUCAUUCCCAUAUGAAGUAGAUCACAGUCCUGAUUUCUCAGAUGGGUCAAUUUCUGAUGAGGAUAGCCUCAUAGAAAUUGCACUUCCUAGUGGACACUAUGUGGGUCAGCAGAAAGAUGAACCAAAGUACAAUUGCAGUUUGCAGCAGAAGAAGAUGGAAUUAUCUGCUGAGGCCCUUUUCAGUCAACAGAGUCUAAUGGAGUUCUUAUCAGAAUUUAACGACGUGAGUGAGGAAGAAAACUUAAUAGAGAUUGACAUAUCCAUGGGUUCCAUCAAGUACUCAAGGUUUGAAAUAAAAGCAUGA
Messenger RNA from Gastrolobium bilobum, 594 nucleotides. RefSeq lists its product as uncharacterized. The coding region runs from base 1 to 594 and encodes 197 amino acids. The transcript has a single exon. The record is from RefSeq and is a predicted model, not a curated record. NCBI's taxonomy places the organism in Eukaryota, Viridiplantae, Streptophyta, Magnoliopsida, Fabales, Fabaceae.